AAACAACUGUUGGAAGACGGGUCGGCAUGCUAGGAUGUUGGAACCGCUACCAGAUUAAUGUCUCCUCAACACGUGUCAUUCUUCUGACACUACAAGACAUUUUUAGACUGAGUAAUCACCUACGUGUCAGUCGCCCAAUGCUCUAUGGUCCACUAUCUGCCACGUAGACACUCCAAAGUGCCCAUUUUGCCCUUUUUUUUGCGAAUUGAGAAGCUCAAAUUCUAUAUAAACUGAGUGGCAAGAAUAAGUGGCAGACAACAAUCUUGUGUUCUUAAGGCUAAGAAUUUGAAACAGUCAGAGAGAGGGAGAUGUCGUCGGAGCAGGAAAGAUGUGAACUCGACGCCAGGGCUAGGCAAGGGGAGACUGUCGUACCCGGCGGAACUGGGGGGAAGAGUCUCGAAGCUCAGGAGCACCUGGCAGAAGGGCGGAGCCGUGGGGGUCAGACGAGGAAGGAGCAGUUGGGACACGAAGGGUACCAAGAGAUGGGCCGUAAAGGAGGGUUGAGCAACUCGGGUAUGCCAGGAGGAGAGCGUGCGGCUGAGGAAGGGGUUGAAAUUGACGAGUCCAAGUUCAGGGCCAAGUAAAAGCUUUCAUAAUGUCGUUGGCUUUCUUUUAAGUGUGUGCUUUCUUUUGGAGCAUCUUGAAUAAAUAAUGUCCUUGGAUGCCUUGCCCUACAGUGUCGGGUGUGUAUAUGGAUGUUUCUGCUUGAAGUGAGAAAUUAAUGUC
This is a messenger RNA of Cucurbita maxima (winter squash), 726 nucleotides long. RefSeq names its product protein EMB-1. The record is from RefSeq and is a predicted model, not a curated record. Gene Ontology annotation, cellular component: cytosol. The transcript is spliced from 2 exons. The coding region runs from base 309 to 584 and encodes 91 amino acids. Lineage: Eukaryota; Viridiplantae; Streptophyta; Magnoliopsida; Cucurbitales; Cucurbitaceae. Gene Ontology annotation, biological process: response to abscisic acid.